Salarias fasciatus (jewelled blenny) is the source of this 2155-nucleotide messenger RNA. RefSeq lists its product as uncharacterized. Gene Ontology annotation, biological process: response to bacterium. The record is from RefSeq and is a predicted model, not a curated record. Lineage: Eukaryota; Metazoa; Chordata; Actinopteri; Blenniiformes; Blenniidae. The transcript is spliced from 6 exons. The coding region runs from base 8 to 1000 and encodes 330 amino acids.
UCAGAAAAUGUUUGUCAUAUCUGGUUUUCUGUUGAUGAUCACAGUGGGCUGUUGUGCAACUGAUCAGAAGUUUGAGAUAAAAUCUGUUGUUACUCAACAAAAUGUGACUUUUACGUGUCCUCGUCCAUUUGAAUCCCAAGAAAAGGUGUAUUGGAUCAGAAUCAUUUCUGGUCACCAGCCUGAAUUCUUGGGAGGAACACUUGGCUAUAAUUCAACUGAAGUUAAUCAAACGCCGCAUUUUACAACCAAACAAGGACCUGGAACUUUUAUUCUGAACAUUCAUCAAACUCAGAUCAACGACACUGGACUUUACUACUGCAUCCAGACCAGCUGGACUGACAUGAUCUUUUUGAGAGGAGUGUUUCUCACAGUUCAAGGACCCCAAUCUUCCAUCUCUGGCAUCUUUCAAGCUCCUCCGUCUGCUGCGGUCCAUCCAGGAGAGUCGGUGUCUCUGCAGUGUUCGGUCCUCUCUGACUCUGAGAAGAAAACAUGCUCAGAAGAUUACAGAGUUCACUGGUUCAGAGCAGGAUCAGAACAAUCUCAUCCCAGUUUCAUUUAUACUCAUGCAGACAAUGCAGAGUGUGGAAACUCUUCACAGAAAUGUUUCUAUAGCUUCUCUAAGAAGGUCAGUGUCUCUGAUGCUGGUACUUAUUACUGUGCUGUGGCUGCAUGUGGAGAGGUCAUGUUUGGAAAUGGAGCAAAACUGGACAUUAAAGAUCGCAACGGGAGAACUUUGACUAACACAGAAAUAGCUCUUUGGAUUGUCUGUGUUGCUUUGGCUAUAAGUGUGACUCUUUCAGUCUAUCUCAUCUGGACCAUCAAGAAGAUUGAUUGCAAAAGUGAUGCUGAACCAGCCAGCAGUGAUCAACAGACAGAUGAAGCUGUUUUGACCUAUUCUGCACCAACCUUCAGCAGGAGAAAAGUCACCAAAUCAGAAAGAGGAAACACACACUCAGUUCAGGAAGAGACGAUCUACACUGACAUGCUUGUUCACCACUGAUAAAGAAUUAUACUCUCAAUCUGCUAAACAAUUUUUUUUUACUUUUCCAAGCUGAUAUUCCUGCUUCAUGUCUACAUUUCUUCCCAUUUUUUAAAUUUUCAUCUUAAGUAUCUUUGUCAGAGAAAGGUGCUUUGACUGAACUGAACUCCCAGUACACUUGAAAGUAAUUAAUAGUUUGACAAGUUUCAAUGGACAGCACAAAGUGAAAUGUAAAGCAGAGUAAACUUCAGUAAUAAUGCAAACCCUGAUACAUUUACUUGUAUUUAAGUAACAAUUAUGAAAUGUUGCAUGGCUGUAUGUAAAUUCUCAGUUCUCCAGGAGUAACCAGUGGUUUAAGUCUGCUGAUUUGCAGCGGUACGGAGUUCUGGGACUUCUAAGAAUGUCAUCUGAGCAUCCUGUCACUUCUCCAAACACCAAGAGCGAAACAAUACGCUCACCAGCCUUCACCAUGCCGAGUGCAUGUUCACUACUUUAUCUUGCAGAGACUUCAUUACUCAUACUGCCUUGAGCUUCACGAGAGAAGUGCUCAUGGGUCGUUCAAGCUGUCUGCGGUAAACAUGAGUCCACCAAAAUUGUGUGUGGGGUUCAUGCUGCAUGGUGACAGGAGGGCCUUAAUCGAGUGGAGUUUGUGCUGAUUAACCUGAACAGUGCAGGCUCUGUCUGACUCCACCCAGCUGCCCUCAAACACAUAUACAAAAUAAUAAAGCUCUUUUGUUGUAUGUGGUCUGCUCGCUGCUGGAGAGGUAAAGUUCAGUCAGUAUUGUUGUUGCAAUGACUUUUUCAGAAAUUGACCUUUUUUUUUUUUAAGACGAUUGACUCAUGCAAAAGACAAUACCAGCACCUUUUUUAAAAAACUUCAAGCACUGGAUCAAACUAAACCUGCAGAAGGUUUGGAACAACAAUGUAUGAAUAUUAUUGAAUUGAAUCCAUUUGAAUAAUAUCCUGCUGAGUUUGUUGUUGUCAUGAUGUUCAUGUUAUGUACGAAAAAAAAAUUCUAUUCGACUUGAAAAUGCCUUCCUGUAUUGUUUUAUUCAUUUACAAUGUUUUACUUUUUAUGCUGAACUUGUCCAACACUUCAAAUCAAUGUAAACAGAUGUAUACCUUAUUACCUCCGCCAAGGAGGUUAUGUAAUCACGUCGGUUUGUUGGGUGGUUG